CGAUCGUACAGAUCGUGUAACCUAUCCCUCAUUCCCCUCACUCUAUCUGCACCACAGAACUCAGCGCGACAGACCCUACAGCCAGCAACACACGCGAGAUACAUGGCCAGCGAAGCCCCGGGACAGACGGUCGAGGCGCUCACGGAGGAGGUCGCGGCGCAGAGCGCGCUCGUGAACGAGCUGCGGAAGCAGGGCGCGGACGGCGGCGCGGUCGAGGAGGCGAAGAAGAGGCUCGGAGAGCUGAAGAGGGCCCUGGCGCUGCUCCAGAAUGCGAAAGCGGGCGGCGCGAAGGGCGAGAAGAGGAAGGAGCGGAUGCUGCUCAAGACUCCGAAGGGCACGCGCGACUACGGCCCGGGCGAGAUGUUCUGCAGGGAGCACGUCGAGCGGAUCGUCAAGGACUGCUUCACGACGUUCGGCGGCUCGCAGCUCGACACGCCCGUGUUCGAGCGCAAGGAGGUCCUCGCGGGCAAGUACGGCGAGGACCAGAAGCUCAUCUUCGACCUCAUGGACCAGGGCGGCGAGCAGCUCGCGCUGCGCUACGACCACACCGUCCCCCUCGCGCGCUACCUCGCCAUGGGCGGCGCGAUCGCCACCCAGGCGAAGCUCUGGCAGGUCGGCAAGGUGUACAGGCGCGACAACCCGGUCAUGAGUAAGGGCCGGAUGCGCGAGUUCUCGCAGGCGGACUUUGACAUCGCUGGCACCUUCGACGUUAUGAUCCCCGACGCGGAGAUCAUCGGGUUGGUCUGCACUAUCCUCGCGCGGCUGGACGUUGGCGAGUUCACCGUGAAGAUGAACCACCGCAAAAUCCUGGACGGCAUUUUUGAGGUGUGCGGGGUGCCCCCAGAAAAGAUCCGGCCGAUCUCGUCGGCCGUCGACAAGCUCGACAAGAUGCCGUGGGCAGACGUUAAAAAGGAGAUGACGGACGAGAAAGGCCUGGACCCUGCAGUCGCAGACAAAAUCGGCGAGUAUGUCAAGCACAAAGGUGGCCGCGAGCUGCUCGACACCCUCCGAGCCGACUCGGCCCUGAUGGCCAACGCGAACGCCAAGGCCGGCAUCGAGGAGAUGAGCAUCCUCUUUACCUACCUCACCGCGUACCGCGUGCUCGACAAGCUCUCCUUCGACCUCUCCCUCGCCCGCGGGCUCGACUACUACACCGGCAUCAUCUACGAGGCCAUCGUCGAGGCCUCGGCGCCCCCCAGCUUCAAGGCCGCCAACGCCUUCGCGUCCUCCUCCGCCCAGCCAUCCACCGCGAACGACGCCCCGCCCCCCGCACAGCAAAAACCGAAGAAGGAGAAGUUGAAGAAGGCCGCGGGAGCGGAGGAGGAGGAAGAGGAGAUCGACGAGUCGCAGGUCGGGGUGGGCUCGAUCGCCGCUGGGGGCCGGUACGACAACCUCGUGGGCUUGUUCACCGCCGCUGCUGCUGGGGAGGGCAAGAAGGCGGCGGGGCUACCGUGCGUGGGCGUGAGCAUCGGCCUGGACCGCAUCUUCGCGCUCGUGUGGCCGAAGUGGGUCGAGAAGGGGAUGCGCAGCAAGGAGACGAUGGCGUAUGUCAUGGCCGCGGGCGAUGGGCUGCUCACGGAGCGAGUUGAGCUCGUGAGCGAGUUGCGGGAGGCGGGGAUCAAGACCGAUUUCUUCUUCAAGGCGAAACCCAAGCUCCCCGCUCAGUUUGCCGCCGGCGAGAAGGACGAGGUGCCGUUCGCAAUCAUCCUCGGUGGAGACGAGCUCAAAGAGGGCCUCGUCACUGUCAAGGAGCAGAAGUGGGAGUUUGUUGACGGCAAGAAGCUCAAGGUCGAGUCGACAGACAAGGGCACGAAGGUCAAGCGCGCAGAGCUCAUCCAGUGGAUCAAGGACACUCCCGUAUACAAAGAGUGGUCGUCUGGGAAGCUCAUCGCAUGAACGGCGCAGGACUUCGUGACGUUGUUGGCGGUAGUAUAUCUGCUCAUGUCCAAACAUAGAUUCAUAUUGCAUCAGGUGACUUGGUCUAUCGCCGGGCAUAGAAUGUAGUUCGUUGCGAUGAGCGUACAUUCUUGACUUCCAGUGCAUCUACAAUCGUGCGUAAUAAGUUACUCGUCGUCGGAGCCUGAGCCAGACCCGUCCUCAUCAUCAUCAUCAUCAUUCGCAACAUCGCUCUGCGAGAUGCUAUUCUGAGCCUGGUGCUUCCUGAACAGCUGACGGGUCGCCGCAUCGUCAUCCGGAACAAAGCUGAUGGCAAGCUCGCCGUUCUUGUCCUUGAUCUUGGGAUCCGCGCCCGCUUCCAACAGACUCGAGACGACUUCCGCGCGAAGCUCUGCAUCCUCUAUCCGUACUGCGAGAUGGAGAGGCGUUGCUUUUUCGAUGCGGUUCUGGAUGUCGACAUCACAACCCUCGUACUCGAGGAGGUGCUCGAGGAUGUCAAGGUGGCCGUUCGAGGCAGCGUAGUGAAGAGCGGUGUUCCCUAGCCCGUCCUGUGCGUUUAUGUCAAAGCUACCCUGCUCGAACACCUCGAGAAGCAUGUCCUCAUUAUCGGACCGCGCAGCAGCAAGGAGCCUCUCAUUGUUGCUUGCACCAUCAGAGGCCAUCGUGAACGACUGAGGACAG
This is a messenger RNA of Dichomitus squalens LYAD-421 SS1, 2577 nucleotides long. Its product is annotated as histidyl-tRNA synthetase. NCBI's taxonomy places the organism in Eukaryota, Fungi, Basidiomycota, Agaricomycetes, Polyporales, Polyporaceae. Gene Ontology annotation, cellular component: mitochondrion. The transcript has 12 exons. The record is from RefSeq and is a predicted model, not a curated record. The coding region runs from base 103 to 1896 and encodes 597 amino acids. Gene Ontology annotation, biological process: mitochondrial translation.